CCCGGCAGCCGGCGCAGGGUUUGGGGUGUUCCCCCUCCCCUGCGGUCUCGGGAGUGACGGCGUUUCCCCCCCCCGGGGGAGCUGGGCCGGGGCGGUAAAUGCUGCCUCGGCUGCUUAUAUUUCAGGCGUGGGGCUGCUGGCUCUGCCCUGGCCAGGGCACACAGGCAGCCCAUUGUUGAAGCCCCUUCGGCGGCGACGGAGAGCAGGUGCUGACCAUGGCGAUGAUGACGAUGCAGCUGGGUGGGCUGAUGCUGGCUGUGCUGGGCUGGCUGGGCUCCAUCCUUACCUGCGCGUUGCCCAUGUGGAGGGUGACGGCCUUCAUCGGCUCCAACAUCGUGGUGGCACAGGUCUUCUGGGAAGGGCUGUGGAUGAACUGCGUGUACGAGAGCACGGGGCAGAUGCAGUGCAAGGUCUACGACUCCCUGCUGGAGCUCACCUCCGAUCUGCAAGCAGCUCGCGCCUUGGUGGUCACCUCCAUCUUCGUGGCCUUCUUUGCCUUCCUCACCGCCAUCUCGGGCGCAGACUGCACCCGCUGGGUGGAUGACAAGAGCACCAAGACCAGGAUCUCCAUCGUGGCAGGUGCCAUCUUUGUCCUGGCCAGCAUCAUGCUGCUCAUCCCUGUCUCCUGGUCUGCCAACAGCAUUGUCAGCAACUUCUACAACCCCAUGGUGCCUGAGGCCCUCAAGAGAGAGCUGGGGGCUGCCCUCUACAUCGGCUGGGCCUCCAGUGCCCUCCAGCUCUUCGGCGGGGGCAUCCUGUGCUGCUCGGGACCCCCAUCCCAGCAGGACCCUUACCCCAAGAAGUACAGAGCUGUGAAAACCUGCAGCCCAAUGGGCUACCCCAUGAAAGACUAUGUGUGAGCCACUGGUGCCAGCCCAAGGGAGAGCACCACUGCUCCCAUCCUGCUUCCACACACUACCCCUGCUGCCCACACGCUGCCUCCUCCUGCCUGUCCCCACGCUGGCUGUACCCCUGGCACAGUCCUCCCAUGUGCGCCCUUCCCAGCUGCACUCACAACAGACUAUAAACAUCUUGGUGCCACAGAGGCUGCCUGGGCUCAUUUUGAAGCGCCACGGUGGUGGUGGGGAGGACGGUGAUGUGUCCUAUGGGUGCCGUGCCCUGCCAGCCUGCUGCCAGCAUGGGGGCUGCUGCCCCAGCACCUGGCGUGUCCCCAUGAGGAUACGGUAGUGGCCAGCCAGGGUGGCCCCUCAAUAUCCCCCAGCAGGGACACUAAGGCAGGGAGAGUGUGCUGAGAGCCGAGGGGCACAGGGGACACAGCAGGCUCCCAGAGCUCAGUCCUUUGAGCCUCCAAGGA
This is a messenger RNA of Athene cunicularia (burrowing owl), 1315 nucleotides long. Its product is annotated as claudin-4-like. The coding region runs from base 216 to 860 and encodes 214 amino acids. Gene Ontology annotation, molecular function: structural molecule activity. The record is from RefSeq and is a predicted model, not a curated record. The transcript is spliced from 2 exons. Gene Ontology annotation, biological process: cell adhesion; bicellular tight junction assembly. Gene Ontology annotation, cellular component: plasma membrane; bicellular tight junction. Lineage: Eukaryota; Metazoa; Chordata; Aves; Strigiformes; Strigidae.